This is a messenger RNA of Eutrema salsugineum, 1761 nucleotides long. RefSeq lists its product as uncharacterized. The coding region runs from base 1 to 1761 and encodes 586 amino acids. Lineage: Eukaryota; Viridiplantae; Streptophyta; Magnoliopsida; Brassicales; Brassicaceae. The record is from RefSeq and is a predicted model, not a curated record. The transcript has a single exon.
AUGAGCAUGUCAAAAGCAAGGGAAAUUGUGGCGAGUCCGAGCGAGGAAAAUCUAGCGAUUCUUGUCGAUAAACUCUUCAUCAACCGUAAAAACACCAACGAGUAUAAAGCAGCGAAGGCUCUCUACGAUUUCUGCGUCAAAACUUUCCAGAAUGCAUUCACUCGAAUGCUUCUCAUGGUGUAUCGAGAUUCUUCCGAUGAAGUUUUCAGAUUACGAUCGAUCCGUCUCCUCUCUGAAACUCUUUGCGAGUUAAGAGACAAAUGCAUCGAACUCUCUCCCGUCGCUCUCCAAGAAAUCAAGCCAAUCGUCAUUUCUUGCCUUACGAAGCAAGAACACAUGAAAAGAUCUCACGAGGCCAAGAUCUUAGGGACCAUCGUUUCUUUUGUAGCUUACAAUGUCAUGACGUUAAACAACGAAGGAUGGGACGAGCUCAGCGAGUGUAUUCUCUCGCUUGCGGAUACUGAACCUCUCAAGGCUUUCCAUGUAUUUCUUGGUUUGCCACCGAUCAAGAACCGGGAAUUUCUCGACCGGUUUAUGAAGAGAGUUAUGGUGGAAGCCGAGAAGAAGUUGUUGGUUGAUCCCGAGGGAGAAAACUGGCGUUUAGGUUUAGAGACGAUAGUUAAACUAGGGAUUCAGGUGUUGAAUUCUGAAGAUAGAUAUGACUCGGUACAGUGUAAUAUUCUUUCCAUUCUUGUCAAGUUAGCCAGUGGGCUAGAGAAGAAGGGGAUGAAACAGAUUCUGCAACGACGGCUUCAAGGUCUCGAGAAGUUUCUGACACGAGACAAUAACAUGUAUCCUUACAAUGAAGAUCAAUGCCGUUUUGUGUCUGAGUUAGCUGGAGAAAUGGGAAAACGAAGCUUCAAAUUCCGUCCUAGUUUCGUUAAAACACAAGAGAAUUCAUCAUCAUCUGAUCGGCUUGGGGACAAAUAUUUGAAGAGCUUGUCACCAUUACAGAUCUUGGAAAUGGUGGCUUCAAAUAAGCUUGAAGAUUCGGAGCAAGAAUUGGCAAUCAGUCAGCUCAACGUCUUACUUUCUGAUCACACUAACAAGAAGGUACUUAUCGACAUCGAUGUGAUCAGAAAACUCCAGCCGUUGCUCAUCUCUUGCCUUUGGAAAAAAGAAAUCCACUUGAAGACGUUUAAGAUCCUCGGCCAAGUUGUGCAACAUGUUGCAAAAGAGAUCUUCAACGUCCAGGAGGACACAUGGGUCGAUCUACGUGACUAUAUCACAUCCCAUUGUCAAAAAACAGAGUUCGCUAAAGGAUGCCACGUUUUCAGGUGCUUAACAAUGCCACUUGAUGCAGAAGACUUUGUGAUCCCUGUAAUGGAGAAGCUUCUCCCUCAAAUAAGAAGAUUGCUAAACCCACCAAGACAGGUGUUGGAAGAUAAACUUUUCUGGGUCUUGGCGUUUUUAGGUGCCUUUUGUGCGAUCAUUCAAAUGGUAGAGAUUGAAUCUCACGCUGAAUCUGUGACAGAGAUUGAAGACAAGAUGAUAGAGUCAGUGAGACAUCUUGUGGAAACAAGACUGGAGACUGAGCUUGUGAUGAGAGCUUUCGUAAAUAUGAAAAAUGUUGUCAAGGAACAGUUGGAAUGGUACACUUGGAACGAGUUUACAUUCGUUAAGCGUAUGCUUCAGAGGCUUCUCACAAUCCAAGGCAUGGUAAAGGAUGGUAAGCUGUUGUUGGUUGGAAUCAACGUGAUGGUGGAGACGAAAAUGGCUAGUCCUGUUGAGAGCUCCCUGAGGAGGAGCUUGUUUUGCUGA